Pangasianodon hypophthalmus (striped catfish) is the source of this 2006-nucleotide messenger RNA. Its product is annotated as chemokine XC receptor 1-like. Lineage: Eukaryota; Metazoa; Chordata; Actinopteri; Siluriformes; Pangasiidae. Gene Ontology annotation, cellular component: membrane. The transcript is spliced from 2 exons. Gene Ontology annotation, biological process: immune response; G protein-coupled receptor signaling pathway. The record is from RefSeq and is a predicted model, not a curated record. Bases 151 to 1194 code for a protein of 347 amino acids. Gene Ontology annotation, molecular function: G protein-coupled receptor activity.
GAAGACAAAGUGGAACAACACUGUGAUCAUCCUACUAAGUACAAAUAAAAGAAAAGGAACUUCAGUGAUUAAGUUAUUUAAGUUGUUCAUUUGACUUCAGUCAGUAAACCAGGUCAUAAUUCAGGAAAGGACAAUAGAAUCAGCACACUGAUGGAGACUCAAGAUUUAGAAUUUGAGAAUUUUGACUACAAUGUCUAUGAAAAUAUUAAAUCAUUUUAUGAUUAUGAACUGCACACCAGUGGUUUCAACGCUGUACACAGACACUUUGAAUUGUUCAUAAUUCUUAGCAUUGUGAUCAUCCUCAGUGUCAUUGGUAACAUCCUGGUUGUUGUGAUCAGUGUAUUCUAUAUGAGACUUCGAUCACUGACCAUCAUCUUCAUACUCAACUUGGCUCUGUCAGACCUACUGUUCACUGUCGGACUGGUAUUCAAGGUCUAUGACCAUGUCUGGGGUUUGCCUCCUGAAUUUGCAGUGUGUAUGGCGUUUUAUGUUGUUUCCUCAGCUGGAUUUUACAGCAGCAUCGUGUUCCUGGUGUUGAUGAGUAUUCAGCGAUACACGGUCGUGGUGCACCCUCCCUCAGGCUGGAAGAAAGGACCUUGCGUCAUAUGUGUCCUUAUCUGUGCAUGGGUGGUGAGCAUCUUGGCAGCAUUUCCAGUCAUGGCGCGGACUGUAGCACUUCCUUACUCAGGACAUUGUACAUACCGCAUCUAUACUGCAUUUAUUGAUAUUACUUAUAAAGAGAACAUUGUUUUUGUGUGUGCUUUUUUGUUCAUGGGUUUUUGCUACAUCAGGAUUCUGCAAACCAUCUUCAAAUCACCAACAAACCACAAACACAGAACUACUGGACUUGUCUUCCUUCUGGUAGCUAUGUUCUUUAUUUGUUGGGCUCCUUAUAACAUAGUGAAUUUUCUGGUGGUCUUAGAUGAUCAGAUUGGGUUUUUUAAUAAUCAAGUCUUAAAACAUCUUAAUUACACCAGGUACAUCUGCCAUCUUCUGGCUUUCACCCGAUGCUGCCUCAAUCCAGUGAUCUAUGGUUUAUUUGGUGUAAUAUUUCGUAAGGCAGUGAGAGAGUUUUUGCAAAAGCGAGUUCCUUCAAACUCUGCACAAAUCAGAAUGGUAGACCUUAAUCCUGAGACUAUUGUCAAUUCAAAUAAUCAAGUCCCAGAGCUGGACAUAGAUUACGAUUUUUUUUGAGCUGUAAUUUCUCGCUCUGGAGAUUUGACUUCAGAGAUACCAACAUUUCUAACAAGAAAAUCCUAACAAAAUUCUCACGUGUGCACAAAGCAACAAUAAGAAAACAUCAAAGCAAAUAUUGUGCUCUGACUAUUAUGAAUAAUAAGCAGCUCAGUGAAUUGCUUAAUUUUUUUAAGACCUCAGAGACCACAGUCCUGGCUUCUUGGUUCCUACUGACCGACAACUGUAAAUCGGGGGUUUGUACCACUUGAUUUAGACAACAUUUAUGUGAAAACAAUCAUUACUCUUAAACUUUUACUCUUAACUGGACAGUUAGAAGCUGCAUUUAGCUUUGUGAUUCUUUGUGACUACGACCCCAGCUUGGACAAUGUUUGCCUCUAAAGAGGGGAUUUUUCUUUAAAAGGUGUUAGAGGAGUUAUUGAAAACACACAAAUAACACACAUGCUGUUAUUGAUAGGUUCCUAAAAGUUACAUUUCUCUCUCUCUCUCUCUCUCUCUCUCUCUCUCUCUCACACACACACACACAACAUUAUUGUGUAAUACAUGUAAGGGUUUAACGACUGGGCGUUAAUAAAUAGGUGUUUUCUUGAAAAAGAAUUUUCUUUUCUUUCUUUUUCUUCUUUGGUAAAGUAUGAUUUAUCUCAUGAUAUAUUUAUACCUUUUUUAAAUAUACAAAGUGUAUUUUUUUUAUAAAGGUGACAUUAGCUUAAAGUCUGGGACAUAAAAGAAGAAAUAUAUACGAUAUGUAACACUGUAGUAUAUGUGGAGGCAAAUUUAUAUAAUGUUUCUUAUUAUAAAAUUAUAUUAAAUCA